CCAAACUGCUUGAUAUAAACGCAGAGCAGCGAAGCUCCUUUCAAUUCACUGCGCUCUCUGCUUCCAUCUCUUCACUCUGUUUCUUCAAUUUUCUACGUUUAAUCCUCAUUUCCUUUGAGAAUGUCUUCCUUCAAGAGCAAGUUCCAGGAUGAGCUCAUUGCCAAUGCUGCCUACAUUGGCACUCCUGGAAAGGGUAUCCUUGCUGCUGAUGAAUCAACUGGUACCAUCGGCAAACGUCUAGCAAGUAUCAAUGUUGAGAAUGUUGAACUGAACCGACGUGCGCUCCGGGAACUCCUCUUCCUCACGCCCGGCGCCCUUCAAUAUCUGAGCGGAGUUAUCCUGUAUGAGGAGACUCUGUACCAGAAGACAGCGGCAGGCAAGCCGUUUGUUGAUGUGUUGUUGGAAGGCGGCGUGUUGCCUGGCAUCAAGGUCGACAAGGGUACCGUUGAACUUGCUGGUACUAAUGGCGAGACAACCACACAGGGUCUUGAUGGCCUUGCUCAGCGCUGCCAAAAGUACUACCAAGCCGGUGCUAGGUUCGCCAAAUGGCGCGCUGUCCUCAAGAUUGGCCCAACCGAGCCCUCGCAAUUGUCUAUCAAUGAGAACGCUUAUGGCCUGGCUCGAUACGCUGCCAUCUGCCAGGAGAACGGCCUUGUUCCUAUCGUUGAGCCGGAGAUUCUCGUGGAUGGUCCUCACAGCAUUGAGAAAUGCGCAGAGGUGACAGAGCGUGUUCUUGCUGCUUGUUACAAGGCUCUCAACGAUCACCACGUCCUUCUCGAAGGAACCCUGUUGAAACCCAACAUGGUAACCCCUGGAUCUGACGCUGCCAAGGUUGCUCCAGAAGUGAUCGCUGAGUACACUGUGCGGGCUCUACAACGCACCGUCCCUCCAGCAGUCCCUGCCAUAGUUUUCUUGUCAGGUGGGCAGAGCGAGGAGGAGGCAACCGUGAACCUGAAUGCAAUGAACAAUGUGAAGGGGAAGAAGCCAUGGUCGCUGUCUUUCUCGUUCGGACGUGCCCUUCAACAGAGUACUCUGAAGGCAUGGGCAGGAAAGGAGUCGAAUGUUGUGAAGGCCAGGGCUGCUUUCUUGACAAGGUGCAAGGCCAACUCGGAGGCCACGCUUGGAACGUACAAGGGUGAUGCCAAGCUCAGCGAGGGUGCGGCAGAGAGUCUCCAUGUCAAGGAUUACAAAUACUAAAUAUGGUUGUAUGUUGAGGGACAACAAUAAGCCUUUUGCUUGAGGCAUUGUUGAGUGAGCUGCUCUGCUUUCCUUUUCUUUCCGUUGUAAAACAAAUGAAGACAAAGCUACCGUUAUUUGUGUUACCAAAUAACUCAAAUGAAUCAAUAUCAUUAAUUCUCCUCGAUAA
Messenger RNA from Cucurbita pepo subsp. pepo (vegetable marrow), 1366 nucleotides. Its product is annotated as fructose-bisphosphate aldolase 6, cytosolic. The record is from RefSeq and is a predicted model, not a curated record. Gene Ontology annotation, biological process: glycolytic process. Lineage: Eukaryota; Viridiplantae; Streptophyta; Magnoliopsida; Cucurbitales; Cucurbitaceae. Gene Ontology annotation, molecular function: fructose-bisphosphate aldolase activity.